CCUCAUGAAUGCGGCUGCCAGUGUGUUUGUCGUGCCUCGGCCCCUUGUUCCAGUCGCAGCAAAGUCUUGGGUUGCAUUUCCACGCGAUCGGCAGGAGCAAUUUCAAAGCAGUAGCAGCGGCAGCAGUUUAUUUCUUCGCUAUUUAGGGGUGAUUCAGUCUGUUGAUUUGUCGAACGAUACUCAGGGUUUAAGUUUUGGGGUUUUAGUUUUCGAUGGCUUUCCUAGCGCAGCUCGGAGGCUUGGUGCGCCAAUCAAUUGCACGCAACGCGUUGCAGCGGCACAGUGGUGCUGCGGCCAUUCCUGCUAUGUUUCUCGUUUCGAGGGGCAUGUCUGGCUCGAAACUCUUUGUGGGCGGUCUUGCAUGGGGAACCACGGACGACAACAUCAAGGAGGCGUUUUCAGCUUUCGGAGAAGUGACCGAAGUUAAGAUUAUUUGCGACAGAGAUACCGGCAGAUCCAGGGGCUUUGGGUUUGUGACUUUUGCCACUGAUCAGGAUGCCGAAGCUGCUCUUCAGGCACUGGACGGGCGGGACUUGGCUGGUCGCACUAUUCGAGUGAACUACGCUACCAAGCAGUCACCACAGGACAGGCAAUCGGGUGGUGGUAUGUACGGUCGCCGUGACCACUCAGGUGGUAACAGUGGCAACUUUGGUGGGAGCGGAACCUGGAGGGGCAUGUAGGGGCCUUGAGAAACGGUGUGUGCCAGUGUCGCCGAGUGUUCGAAUAUUUGGUGGUUUCAGUAGUAUGUUCAUCUUCAAUUUUUAAAGCUUUAUUUCAUUUAGAUAUGCCCUUAUGGAAUAUUGUAUGCAGUAACGAAGAGAUCAGGGAUAAAAGGAAUUAACUGGAGGCUUCAGAGUAGUGAUAGGUUAGGGAGCGUUCUGCAUUGCAUUUGAAGGAUUGCCGCGAGUGCCUUAAGUGUUCGAUUGCCAAAGGAACUGGAGUUGUUCCGGUCAUCCGAUAAACGCUAUCAGCACAUCAUGUUAAGUAAUUUUUGUAAUUCCCUCUUGAGUGUCUCCAUCGAGGGAGAAAACACACCUUCAAACAUUUGAUCCAUAGUUAAGAUAUGACUUGGUUCGCAUGGCUAGUUGAAAUAAAGUUUCAAUUCUUACUAUUAUUCUCUUUCUAUAAAGAGGCGGUUAUUUUCAUCACUGGAAGAUCAUCCACUUGAAUAAAAAUAAAGCUCAUUCAUUUAA
Messenger RNA from Physcomitrium patens, 1193 nucleotides. Its product is annotated as glycine-rich RNA-binding protein 4, mitochondrial. The record is from RefSeq and is a predicted model, not a curated record. NCBI's taxonomy places the organism in Eukaryota, Viridiplantae, Streptophyta, Bryopsida, Funariales, Funariaceae. Gene Ontology annotation, molecular function: RNA binding.